Molecule: messenger RNA, 3021 nt
Organism: Morus notabilis
Lineage: Eukaryota; Viridiplantae; Streptophyta; Magnoliopsida; Rosales; Moraceae
Product: U-box domain-containing protein 35
Exons: 10
Coding region: 259-2697 (812 amino acids)
Biological process (GO): protein ubiquitination; protein phosphorylation
Molecular function (GO): ubiquitin-protein transferase activity; protein kinase activity; ATP binding
Source: RefSeq, a predicted model, not a curated record
CAGAGAUAGCAAAUCGAUUCACGGCAAAGUUGGUCUGAAAACAAGCUCCAAAAACUGUGAUUGUGGGUUUGCUGGCUGAAAACUAAUUAAACUAUCAAAAACUCCGAAAUUGGAGUUUGAAUGUCUGAUAUGGUUCUGCAGAGAAGGAUAUUUGAAGGGUUUCUGCUUUCUUUUGAACAGAAGAUUUUGGCUGUUUCAAUUCUGAAUCUUCUUGGCUGUUGAUGGGUAUUGUAAGCAUUUUCGUUUUGAGAGAUUUCAAUGCAACAGAAACGUGUGGGAAUAAUGGAUGGAAGUGAAAUUGCGGAAUCGGAAGACAAGUUUGCACUUCCAACGCCUCCCUGUUAUGUGAAUGUUGGCAUUGCAAUCAAUGGCAGAAACAAGAGCAAAGACAUAGUAAGGUGGGCACUAGACAAGUUUGUUCCAGAGGGAAAUGUUAUUUUCAAGUUGAUUCAUGUUCGUCCAAGGAUUGUAGCAGUUCCCACAGCAAUGGGAAAUUUUGUUCCUCUUUCACAAGUACGCGAUGAUGUGGCAGCUGCAUAUGUAAAGGAAACAGAGUGGCAGACAACUGCAAUUCUUCUUCCCUACAAGAGAAUGUGUGCUCAGAGAAAGGUGGAAGUAGAUGUUGUAAUUGUUGAAUCAGAUGAUGUGGCCAAUGCAAUAGCAGCGGAGAUUGCUAAGUUAUCGAUUAAAAAGCUUGUUAUUGGUGCUCCUUCUCGCGGCAUGUUUACAAGGAAGCUUAAGCGUCUGUCAUUGAAAAUCUCGGCGCGUGCUCCAAGUUUCUGCACAGUCUAUGCAGUCUCAAAAGGAAAAUUGUCAUCCAUACGACCAUCUGAUUCUGAGACAAUCGGAAGCAGUAGAGACGACAAUAGUGACACACGUUCAGUCGUUAGUGAAGCAAGCAAUGCCUCUAGCUCCCAAACAGACAUUGGCUCGGUUGGUUCGGGUUCAAAGUUCCGCUCAACUUCCCUAACAAUGCAGCGAUUUCAGGCUCUCGCGACGAUCAAUCAGAACCUUCUCAAGACAAGAAAAGAUUCAGUUGACAGCUAUCAUUCUAGAUUCCAGUCUUUGGAUCUUAAUGAAGGAAAGAAUGAAUUUGGUUCUUGUCCCAGUAUUUCUGAAAGUCAGGCGUCUAGUAGUGGGAGCUUGGUAACAGAUAACCACUCAUGGGUUUCUGAUCAAGCUUCGACCUCUGAUGCUGUCACAGAUUGUUCUUCAUUGGAGAGUCAGGUCAAUUUCAACUUUGAGAUAGAAAAGCUAAGAAUUGAGCUCAGACAUGUCAAAGGAAUGUAUGCAAUGGCUCAAAGUGAAACAAAUGAUGCUUCUCGAAAGCUAAAAGAUCUAAACAAGCAACGGUUAGAUGAAGCAAGGAAGCUCGAAGAAAUAACUGCGGAGGAAGAAAAGGCCAAAGAAUUAGCAAUAGAAGAGAAAGAGAAGCAUGAAGCAGCAGAAAUGGAAGCUCAGCGUUUGAGACAAUGUACUGAAAGAGAAGCUGCACUGAAGAGAGAGGCGGAGACGAAAGCAAUGCAUGAUACUAAAGAGAAAGAGAAGCUGGAGAGUGCUCUUGUGGGGCCUGUUCAGCAAUACCAGAACUUUACAUGGGAAGAGAUUAUCUCAGCCACUUCAUCCUUCUCUGAGGAUCUUAAGAUUGGAAUGGGUGGCUAUGGAAAUAUCUACAAGGGAAAUUUUCAUCACACAACUGCUGCAGUAAAAGUUCUUCAUUCUAAUGAGAGCCACAAAAUUAAUCAAUUCCAGCAGGAGCUUGAGAUCUUGAGCAAAAUUCAUCACCCCCAUUUGCUUCUCCUCAUUGGUGCCUGUCCCGACCGCAGUUGCCUCGUUUAUGAGUACAUGGAAAAUGGUAGCUUGGAAGACAGGUUGAUGCAGAAAAAUGGGACACCUCCCAUCCCUUGGUUUGACAGGUAUAGAAUUGCUUGGGAAGUUGCCUCUGCUCUUGCUUUUCUUCACAACUCAAAGCCGACACCAAUCAUCCACCGCGACGUGAAACCAGCCAAUAUCUUGCUAGACCAUAAUCUAGUCAGCAAGAUUGGUGAUGUUGGCCUUGCAGCCAUGCUUCAGUCAGACAAUUCUUCCAUCUCAACCAUGUAUAGGGACACGGGGCCUGUGGGGACACUCUGCUACAUCGAUCCUGAGUAUCAAAGGACUGGCUUGAUCUCUCCAAAAUCCGAUGUCUAUGCUCUUGGAAUGGUGAUUUUGCAGCUCCUGACUGCAAAGCCAGCAAUAGCACUAGCCCAUGUAGUGGAAACUGCUGUUGCUGAUGGUAAUGUAAUGAACAUUUUGGAUCCAAAUGCGGGCAAUUGGCCCGUUGAAGAAACAAAAGAGUUUGCCGAAUUGGGACUAAGCUGUGCCGAGCUUCGACGUAGAGAUAGGCCUGAUUUGCAAGAUCAAGUGCUUCCUUCACUGCAGAGAUUGAAAGAGGUUGCUGAUAAGGCCAGAGAUUCAGCCUCCAAAUUACAUUUUUCACCACCACCUAACCACUUCAUUUGUCCAAUUCUUAAGGACGUAAUGAAUGAUCCUUGUGUGGCUGCGGAUGGAUAUACUUAUGAUCGUAAAGCCAUAGAUAAAUGGCUUGAAGUGAAUGACACUUCGCCCAGGACAAAUUUGCCUUUGCCAAGCAAGACUCUCAUACCAAAUUACACUCUUCUUUCUGCUAUUAUGGAGCGGAAGUCAAAAGAACAAUAACUUCUGCUUCCAUUAGUUGUUCAAAUUAAUGGGAUCGUUUAUUUGGGAAUCCCCUUACUUUAUGUAUUAAAAAAACAAAAACUCUGUGCAAGGGACUUGGUAGUUUAAAUAUCAUUUUUUUAAUGUAAAAUGUUCAAAUUUUGUUUAGUUUUAAGUCGAGUGUUGAAGUUGAAUUUAUAUGCAGAGCUGUAUAUAUUUUGUUGUUUAUGGAUUUACAUUUCCUGACAGUUCCUACCGGAAAACUGGUUUCUUAAUAUUUCAACUUCCAAAAGAAAUGCGACUUUCAGCUGGAGUUGUUGAAUAAAAAAUUGUGGCUUCUAAGUU